AUGAUUUCUCUCGCAGUCAAAGGCCCGUUCCUGGGCUGUUGGUUGCUAGCCAGCUUAGCCUUGGGCUCGCCUGACUAUUCUUCGCUCGGCGGCGCCCAGCCUGGUACACUUUCCAGCUCUGUGGCAGAUGCCUGCAAGGCCGAGUCUACCAAAACUGUCUUCGUCACUCUGAGCUCCGCUGGCAAGCAAUCAUCAACCGCUUCAAGCAUCAAUGGAGAAAACGUCGAAACAACCACCAUCAUUGUGUCUCCUGUUCAAUCCCACGCCAAGUCUGAUUCAACUGUCGAUGCCGUGACAACUGACUCUGCUCCGGCCUAUGAACCCGCCACGAAAACCUCGAGCCACUCGAAGGCUGGUGAUCCUGCAUCUGGACUUUCUUCAGUAGAGGAUACUUCCACAAUUUCACGUACAAUCCUGGCUACUCACACUAUUACUCUCACCGUUGCAUCCGGCAAGGGCCCUACUUCCACCGAAAGUGGUGUUCCAUCAGAUGUCAAAGGCACUGGAGUUGCAUCGGCUGUGACCGAGACCCCUUCAAAUAUCGCAACCUGUAUCACACAUACUGUUAUUGGCCCUGAUGGACAUCCUACCGUCGUUGAAUCGAUAAUCAUCACAGAGCCAGCCAAAACUUCUGUGUCGGCGGUUCUGGGAACCGCAAUCCCAGCCAAUUCAGCCUCGGCCACUGCUCCUGGUAUUCCGGUCCCCUCGUAUAGCGGUAGCAUUACCUCCGGCUUGCCCGUUCAUACCAGCUUCACUGCUAUUGGUCCCGAUGGCUCCUCAACUAUCAUUGACACGACAUGGAUCAUUCCCGUUCCCCCUACUUCAGUCAUGUCUGGCCUCAACCCGCUUCCAUCAGGAGUCAUCUCUUCGGGGAGAAUAGUCUCCGGUCUUUCUUCAAACGCUGCCUCUCAAACAACUGCAGAGAGCCCAGUGACUUCUGUCAUGGGCACUCCAACCUGCACCACCGUCACAGUAGUAGGGCCUGACAUGCGUCCAACCGUCACGGAGCUAACAAUUAUCGCUCCGACGGGUGCCUCAGCUGUCACAGCUUCCACUCUGACGCGUCCCCCGUUCGUGGCCCCAGCUUCUAUAACAAAUCUUGCCAGCCAGCCACCUAUUACAAGCAACAGCGUGGUGACUACCAUUACAUGGAAGGUCAUUGGUGCCGAUGGUACUGUUUCCCCAAUCAUUCAAACCAUCACCGCUCCUUCAGGCUCGGUUAUUUCUGGAAUUCCUGCCACGCUCCCUGCACCUGUUACUGCCAACCUCCCGCAGCCUGCCGCAACGGGAUAUUCAGGAAGCGUGCCGCUUCUCACACCCUACGGUACUGUCAGAGCCACCGGCGAAAUCUCAUCAAGCGUUGGUUCUAUUGUUUCUGGUUUGGGAUCAAUGCCUACUAUUGUCCCUGCUCCAACUGGGUUGGGAGUGUCUUCUGUCAUCUCCGAAGAGCCUCCAGCAUACAGUGUCGACAGCGGUUUGCCUCCUCCUAUGAACACUAUUGGCACAUCUUCCGCUCAGCACGGUACAAGCUCUUUAGACAGUGAUUGGAUUUCCUCUAUUCUUUAUGGCUCUCUACCCGCACCCACGCCUCCAAGCACCCCCUUGCCUGAAACCCCAGUACCCGGCACUCCGUUUCCAGGAACACCUGAGCCUAUUCCUGCAUCUACAGUUGGGCCUAUUCCCGUGCCUACACCCGAAUCUUCACUCGAGCCUAUUCCUGUGCCUACAGCUGAGCCUACUCCCUUUCCCACACCCGAGCCCACGCCCGAGCCGAUGCCAACGCCCGUCACGCCAGCCACUCCAGAGGCAGUGACGACACUUGUGACCAGCACAUGGACCAACGUGAUCCCUGAGCAGACCACAACUUACGUUAUCAAGUUUCCGUUGACUACACUAGCCACUAUCACAGUUCCGCGUGGGCCACCCCUUCGCAAAAGACUCCUGAGGAGACAAAGCUCUGUCGAAACUUUGUUUCCUUUCUCGAACUCGAGCAGCACUCCAUCUCCCUUUACCGAAAAUACGUCGUUGAUUUCAAGUCUUUCGUCACAAUUGGUGACCCCGAGUUCAACUCCGCCACCGCCAACAAACACCAUCCCAACAAGCACUAUUCCAACCAGCACAAUCCCCACUACCCCUGCAAACACGCCGGUAGCAGAGCCGUCUUCAACUGUUUGCGCUUCUGGAGGCGAUAGAGUUGGCAAUUCAACUGUGACCUUCGAUAACUUGCUGCCUGGACCUCUCUUGAAUCCCGCCAGCGACUUGUGGUUCUCAGAAGGCUUCCUUGUGGCACCUCCCUCUUCACCUCCAUCAACUGCCUAUUUUUCCUCAUCGGGUCAUCAACUCGUGGAGUUUUUGCCACCGGCAUUGGUCCCAGAUGCUCCUUUCGAUGGAGCUGGCGAUACAGCUGAAAUCGGUAUCGGUCCAAACGAGAUCUCCCCCUGCUUCCGCUUCAACUUCUACGGGGCCAGCCUUGGCUGUGCUGCCGAGGGGGUAGAGCAAUGGUGCGAGUUUGAGUUCUCAGCAUACACGUAUAAUGAGACUUUGGGUUCUGAGACUUCACUUUCCUGGUCAGAGACAAAGCGAGUACCUGCUUGCCCCAACUUUCCUCAAGGCCCAUGCCCACUGAUCCCUGUUCAGCUUGAUGGGUACAACAAUGUUACCUCCAUUCUGGUCACGGUCCGUGUUGGGCUUGAACUCCGAGCUUGGUGGGGUGAUGACUUUCAGAUUGGCUGGACGGACAACACUUGUGAAGCUGCAUCCUGCCGUACUAGUGCCGUUUCCCGCCGUGCUAAACGAGAGGCGUUCAGCCGAGCUUCGCGCCGAGGUGUUUGGCAAUGGACCCCAACUGGCGUCAAGAAGAUUGAUGAUGACUACGUUUGGUCCUCGUUCGAAUAA
Molecule: messenger RNA, 2895 nt
Organism: Cordyceps militaris CM01
Lineage: Eukaryota; Fungi; Ascomycota; Sordariomycetes; Hypocreales; Cordycipitaceae
Exons: 4
Coding region: 1-2895 (964 amino acids)
Source: RefSeq, a predicted model, not a curated record